CUAAUAAAUCGAAAACCAAUGAACUGAAAUCAAACUGAAAUACCUAGUUAUGAAGUUGCCAAACCAAAAAAAAAAGAAAUAAAAUAUAACCUCAAAAGUUGUCAACCGAAGUUUGAAUUAAAAAUUGUAUUUUACAAAUUUGAAGAGGUUUUGUGUCACAUUACUACUGUAAAUGCAAGUUUGGGUCGUUAUUUCGUUGUAUUUCCAGAAAUUGUAAAAGUUACACAAUGGCUUUGCCUACAGAGAUGAGCGAAGCAGAUCAAAUGAAAACUUUCAAAGAGUUCCUGAUGCAGUACAAUAAGCUGUCAGAGUUAUGUUUCAAUGACUGCAUACAUGAUUUUACUGCCAGAUCUCUUAAGCCUUCAGAGGAUAAAUGUACCCUGAAUUGCAUGGAAAAGUACUUGCGGACAAACCAGCGAGUGUCACAACGGUUCCACGAGUUCCAAAUGAUUGCCAAUGAAAAUAUGAUCGCAUUGGCUCAAAAGUCUGGUAACCCAAGCUAGUUUACCUCCAUGUAGUACAAAUUGUAUUUAUUUAUUUUGUUAGAUGUUUUGUCAAGUCUAUUGGCAAAUAAAAUAUUGUUAAACAAA
Molecule: messenger RNA, 590 nt
Organism: Pectinophora gossypiella (pink bollworm)
Lineage: Eukaryota; Metazoa; Arthropoda; Insecta; Lepidoptera; Gelechiidae
Gene: Tim9a
Product: mitochondrial import inner membrane translocase subunit Tim9-like
Exons: 3
Coding region: 228-503 (91 amino acids)
Source: RefSeq, a predicted model, not a curated record